AUGACAUUAUACGAAACAGCAGCUCCAAGAGUAAUUAAGACAGCCAAGGAUGUUCCAGCAGGAAUAUUGAUUGAGAAAUUUGCUCAACAAUUAAAGAAGGGUGGGAAGAUGGUUAUGCCAGAAUGGAUUGACCAUGUUAAGACAGCUUCAUCGAAGGAGUUACCACCACAAAACCCAGAUUGGCUCUACAUUCGUACUGCCUCAAUCUUAAGACACUUAUAUGUCAGACCAAAUGCUGGUGUUGGUGCUCUUUCCAAGUUUUAUGGUAGGAAGCAGCGCAAUGGAACAGCUAGAAACCACUCAGCUGUUGCUUCCCGUGGAAUUAUUCGCUACUGCUUGAUUCAACUUCAAUCUCUUGGUUUAGUAGAGUUCAAUCCAAAUACAGGUACCCGUAGACUUUCUCCACAGGGUCAACGCGAGCUUGACUCCAUUGCUAGACAAUGCAAAGCAUAA
Cryptosporidium ubiquitum is the source of this 453-nucleotide messenger RNA. RefSeq lists its product as uncharacterized. The transcript has a single exon. The coding region runs from base 1 to 453 and encodes 150 amino acids. Lineage: Eukaryota; Apicomplexa; Conoidasida; Eucoccidiorida; Cryptosporidiidae. The record is from RefSeq and is a predicted model, not a curated record. Gene Ontology annotation, biological process: translation; ribosomal small subunit assembly. Gene Ontology annotation, cellular component: ribosome; cytosolic small ribosomal subunit. Gene Ontology annotation, molecular function: structural constituent of ribosome; RNA binding.